UAGCGAGCCGGGGCAGCUGUCAACCUUCUGCAGCUCGCACCGCCAACCAGAGGCGUUGCUGCAGGCGUUCGUCUCUCGACACAGGUUACCUUAUUGCUGUGCAGGGACGUUGUCGCAUCGAUCGCGUCUGCCCUUCCCUGCCUUGCCCUGCCCUGCCCUGCCCUCACCUUCAUCAUCACCGUACAUUACCUACCUACACGCACGCACUCGCUCCCGCAGGCUAGACUCCCUUAGUACAGUACAGUGCAUUGGGCUGGGCUGGCGCAAGACUCGAGCGAUACCGACAGAAUUUCACAGAAGGCAGCAGAGAGAGUGGGGCGUCUCUUCCCCUCCCCUCCAUCCAUCGUCGCCCGCCAGACGCAUCUCGUCUCAUUGCACUGCCACUGAUCCCAUUGUCUGGUACCUCUCAGACUUGCACUGAAUCUGAAUCUGCAUCUUCCCCCAAUCGAGUAUCGCUCCCCCACCCGUGAUUCCACUUCGACCGGAGUCGCCUUCCACCACAGCCGUCUUGAAGCCCGCCCGCCUAUCCCACCUACGGGGAGACGGGUGUGUUCCAUCUGCUCCGCGCGCGCGUCGGGAGCAGCAGCAGCAACAACCCGCCAACCGCCGCCUCAGCCUGGGGCACCUGUCACUACACUGCGAGCACUGCACCGUAGCCAACUGGCCAUUUCAAUUCCCAAGGCGUCGAAGGCGUCAACGGACGACAAUCUAGGAACCCACCAGCCGACCUUGCGACCGCUUCCUCCCUCCUCCUCCCCCCUUCCCCCGCUCUGCUCCUGUCAACGGCAAGACACGGGGAAGUGACUAUUGUGUCGCGUGUGAUUGCGCACAACUGACGGCGCCAUCCUUUUGCAGGCAGAAAGCAAAGACCACUUGCCUGGCGGAGUGCUACGGAGUGCUCAGGGCCCCAUAUCUCGCAAUCGUACAAUAGCAUGUUCAGCGGCUCGAACCACAAACCUUCAUCCUCUCCACGAACCCGCGCUCUGCCAUUCAGCUGACGGCCAUCUCUUCUGCGCACCUCUGGACUAGCAUACUUUUGCGAGCCCGGACUAUCCCAAUUUUUUCGUCCUUUAUCACAACCGUCACUGGUGUAACCGCUCUGUAGCUUCGGGCUCACCCACGUCUCUUGCUGUCGUCGAAUUGCCCACCUGACCAGUCGAGAGUUCAGCGGGUUGCCCGGCGUGAAAGCUGUGCACAGUGCUGGCAGCAACGUCCGCCGUCUUUUCAAAAAGACGAACCUUCUUCCUUGGGACAACUACAAGACUUUCGGACCUUUGGUUCAACUUCUCACAAGAACCACGGACUUUCACGGACACUUCUGACUUGUUUUUUCUGGUCGCCAUUUCAUCAGUGUAGCGGCACGCCAACUUCACAUCAUGAUGGCGCGAGACCAGGUACGCUUGUCGAUUCGACAAGAACCCAAGCGCGCACAAGUCGUUCAGGAGAACAAUCCCAAGAAUCGCAAACCUAUCGACCCUCCACCGAUAAUCGAGUUGAAAUACAACGAUGACAACGAUCCCAGCAACGCACAAUGGCUCGUCAGCCCCCGCACAUUCAUGAUGGUGUCGCUCAUCCCUGCCCAAGAAGAGCAGGAAACAGCUCCUGGCAAGCUGCUUAUUGGGCAGACGGUGUCGUCGCUGCACCGGUUGAAAGACGUGACCAACAAGGAUGGCGGCUUCUUCGUCUUUGGCGACAUUUCUGCGAAGCGGACGGGCAGGUUCAAGCUGAGGUUCAGCCUCUUCGACACUAACAAGGAUACUGAAGAAGUGGAGUUUCUGGGAGUGAUUGACUCCGCAGUCUUCCCUGUCGUUGCUCAAAGAGACUUCGGUAGUAUGUCCGAGUCGACGCACUUGACACGCACCUUUUCGGACCAAGGAGUGAAGCUGCGGGUACGCAAGGAUAACAGAAGCAUCGCGGGUGUCAAGCGAUCGUUCAACGGGUCGCCUCCAGAUACCACGUCGCCCACGGUGCCGUCGAACGCAGUCGGGCCGGUCCAGGAUUAUCAUUACAGUACAUCGAGUCAGGACUCCGCGGUAAAGCGACAACGAUCGUCGAGCUCAUACGACAGCACUUUGUAUCAGAACCCCACAGUAGCGGAUACUCCAAAUUCGAAUUACACCAGCACACUCCCCAGCAGUACCCGGUAUGGGAUGGGUAACGAUUACCAGCGAAGCUAUGGAAGCUAUUCACAAUACUCCCCGGGCGCCAUGGCCAUGCCCAGUCGCAACUCGUCGAUGCAGUCUGCGGGCUGGCAGGGAGUGCAGCAGAGCAGUGCGCUGCCAUCACCGACACCCAGCGUGGGCGGUCAGCAGCAAAAUCCGUACUCGACCGUCCCGACGACACAGCAGCCGUCGACGAUGUUUGGUGAUCCCGGGAGUGCGAGCUCCAUCCCUCGCGGCUCGUAUGCGGCCAGUGCAUAUCCCUAUGAACAGCAUGCACAAGCGUCCUACUCGGGGAACACCAGUCCGGACCAGCACCCCUAUCCGCAGCUGCAGAUGCCCGGGAGUUCGCUUCCCGACAGUUCUUCGGGGCAAGGCAAUCCAUACAGCGCGGCAUACUUGCCCAGCAACAGCCUGUACGGUUCUGAGGCAGCUGACGCGCCAAAUCCGUAUGUGUAUGCAGAUGCUCGGCCCAGUGCAUACUAGGUGACGGUGCUGCCGGGGUCACCGGCUUGAUUUUUUCAUGUUGCGUGGAUAUAAGCGAGGAGUUGGAGGUAUGGAUCCUACUAUGAGUGGCACAUUGGGAAAGCGACGGCGACAUUGGGAAGGAUGGAUACCUGACAUGGACAUUGACGAGAGCACGAGUCCCGUGUAUUAUGGUUCACAGGACGUUGUAUACGACAGGUUGGCGAGCAGUCUUUCUGCAUGCAUAUAUUGGGAAGACUUUGCGCACAUUAGAUAGUGACGGUAGACGAUGACUACAGAG
This is a messenger RNA of Sphaerulina musiva SO2202, 2925 nucleotides long. RefSeq lists its product as uncharacterized. The record is from RefSeq and is a predicted model, not a curated record. The transcript is spliced from 2 exons. The coding region runs from base 1377 to 2645 and encodes 422 amino acids. NCBI's taxonomy places the organism in Eukaryota, Fungi, Ascomycota, Dothideomycetes, Mycosphaerellales, Mycosphaerellaceae.